UGAGCGCCUGUGUGGAGGUACAAGUGUUGAUGUUGGUACUGACUCGCUGUCAUUGUGUGGAGAGACUCACUCGGUCACUAUGCCGCCCUCCCUGCUGCUGCUGCUGCUGGUUUGUAGCACCCAGGCGUCUCAUUUUUAUGGGACAGUGAUGACUUACUAUCCAAAAAACACUUACGCAGCUGGAUAUAUGGAGGUGGUCCUUCGCUAUAAGCUGAGCUUCCACUCGUGCACAGACAGCGACUCGUGGACCUGCCUCAACUCGAGCUGCGGGGCAGGAAGCGUCGUUCUACACGAGGUGGACAAGGAGAGCAGCGGCGAGUGGUGUCAGAGAGAGGGGAUCAUGACUCGGCAGGUCCCCACCAACGCUGCCUUUCAGCUGGUGUUAGAUGGCGGUAACUGGAUCAGUGGCAUUAAAAACGGCAUCGUGUUGUGGAGAGCUGUGACUACGGUGGAGGUGAGGAACCGGUCCGACACCGGCCGGGCCAACAGAUCCCCCCAGACCACCGUCCUGCCGGCUGUGAGAGUUCCUUCAAACUGUCCGAGAGAUUUCCACCUGUUGGCGUUCGACCCGGACGGAGACGAGGUUCAAUGCAGAUAUGGAAACAACUCGACGGAGGAGUGCAACCCCUGCACGCCGCCCUCCGUUCUCGACCUGUCAUCAUCUUGCUCGUUGUCAUUCAGACCGAGCAAUAGCAGCGUUGAAGGCCCGUACGCCGUUCAGCUGGUGAUGGAGGACUUUCCCAGGCAGACCAUCACCCUGACUCACACCAACGGGGAGCAGACGACGAUAAGUCCCAACAACUCUCUAAGCCAACUCCCUGUCCAGUUUGUUCUAAGAGUGGAUCCUGUGGUGCCAUCCUGCACUGAGGGACUCUACCUGCCCAAGUUCCUGCCUCCGACCCCGGCCAGCAGAUCCCAGCUGCACGCCCCUGUCAAUCAGAGCCUGGAAAUCAGCAUCCGUGCCCAAGCAAAUAUCUCCACUAUCUCUGAGCUGCUGUUCAGUGGGCCGUACAACGUAAACCAGAUGACGUCAGGAACAGGACAGUUCGUCCUGAGAUGGACACCGUCCGAGGACCAGGAUGGAGAAAGCCACCCAAUCUGCUUCGUCGUCCAAGCUGUUUACAAUUCAGUGAAGUAUCACUCUGAGCUGCGAUGCGUCGUCGUUACCGUUGGAGACGCAGAGCCAUCAUUGAAUGCAACCACAGAAAGUCCCACCACUCCUCCAGCAACUACACCAGGAACUCCACCGCCGUCCAAUCAAAUCGUCAUCGGUCUGAGCGCGAGGAUUUCCUCUUUGUCUCCGCUGUCCGCCGACAACCUCAGGACCAUUGUCGAGCAACAGCUUAAAGAUGAACUGGUGAGGCGAGGGCUGCCAUCAGACAUCAUUCUUCGCCUCGUGAGCCAUGCAUAGGUGUGAUCUACGACCUCGGCGGCCCCUGCUGGUUAAACGUGGCCGUUUGUUGGCUCCUGUUUAUCUAUGUAUUUUAUAUUUAUAGAUCCCUUUAGGAAAAUGGACAUAAACGCUUCAUACUGCUCUUCAUGUUAAUGUAGAUGAGACAGGAAGCAGCCAAAUCAAACUCAUAGUUUAAACUGUGUGUGAUGUCCAUGAUGAACAGAAGACGGCGGCAGGGAUGGCCGCCGCGUCUCCAGCUCCUCCUCAGGUUCACCUUUUUCUUGUUUCAUUUAGUUUUUACUUCUGCACCGUUUGACGUCUCAGAUUCUCGUUUUAGCUUGCGUGACUUUCUUUUCGUGCACAUUAUUUGAGCUCUGCAGGAGAGUGAAGACUUUCACUGCUCAUGACUGCUUCACUGUCACUGAACCCGAGACUGAACUGAGAACGUCAGGUGGUUUAUGAAAUCGUUUGCAGCUGAAAAUUGCUUUUGUAAAUGACUUCGACUCUUCGAUUCUGGACUGAUACACAAACCCUCAAGGACCAGAACUGUAAAAUCCUGAGGUUGUAAUGUGCAGCUUCAGAGUGUAAAAACAGGUUCUUCUUAAAGAAAGAAAAAUAAAAAUGUUUUUAUCUGUGAA
Messenger RNA from Chelmon rostratus (copperband butterflyfish), 2031 nucleotides. RefSeq lists its product as uncharacterized. Lineage: Eukaryota; Metazoa; Chordata; Actinopteri; Chaetodontiformes; Chaetodontidae. The transcript is spliced from 11 exons. The record is from RefSeq and is a predicted model, not a curated record. Bases 80 to 1411 code for a protein of 443 amino acids.